AUGCUGCACUUCGGAAUAAAUCUAUUAAUCUUGCUCUUGAUUGGAUUUAGUGAAGAAUUUUUUAAUGGUGAUGUAUCAACAUUAAGUAAUGGAACAGCACUUCGUCUUAAUUUAACAUGUUUCUAUUAUGAUGAAUUAGUAACUGAUAGUGAAUAUUGUGUUUAUCAAUAUUUUUAUAAUGGUUCAUCAUCGACAGUAUCAUAUGAUUAUAUGGAAAUAACAAAUAUAUAUAGAAGUAUUUCGAAACGAUGCACAGGAUUUUCAGAUACAAGUGAUAUUGGUUUUGGAUUUUGUUCACCACUUGAAUAUGAAUUAUUUGAUAUAUCAAUACUUUGUAUUUGUGCAACAAAUAUGUGUAAUAUGAAUUUAACUACGUGUAAAUCAUCAGUUACUAAUCAAUUGCAAACAAAUUCUGCACCUUCUGUUCUUGAUUCGAUGAUUCCUGAAAUAAUAACGCCAAUCUCUUGCUUUGAUGAAACAUAUGAUUUCAACGCAAGUUCCUUUUGUUAUUAUUCAGCUUCUCCUUAUAUUGAUAUAGAAAAAUGUAAUGAAUAUACUAUGAACAAUACAGUACUAUGCAUGUUUGAUGUUAUUGAUGGGCAGACAAGUCCUAUGGCGAUUACCAUAGAUUAUUCUUCAUAUUAUCUAUCGGGAGCACUUUUUAGAGUAAAUCAAUUUAAUCGAGAUUGGACUAGCACAUUAUCAUACAAAGAAACACCAGGUUCAUUCGAUAUUAAUUUUAAUGUUACUCAAUUAUAUAAUAAUACCAAUAUAACAAUCGUUCGACAGAGAUGUUUUUGUGUUGAAGAUUAUUGUAAUAAUAAUAUAACAACUUGUCUUAAUGCAAACCAAACAAUACCAUUAGAAAAUAGUGCGAUAAGUAAAUAA
Messenger RNA from Adineta steineri, 888 nucleotides. The record is from the annotation of a GenBank genome assembly. NCBI's taxonomy places the organism in Eukaryota, Metazoa, Rotifera, Eurotatoria, Adinetida, Adinetidae.